Messenger RNA from Gongylonema pulchrum, 327 nucleotides. The record is from the annotation of a GenBank genome assembly. Lineage: Eukaryota; Metazoa; Nematoda; Chromadorea; Rhabditida; Gongylonematidae.
AUGAGAUUGGCUUUUACGACGGGUAUUUCAUGCAUACUCACGACCACGCUAUUCGUGAUACCAAUGUGCGUGCGUUUUGUUGAGCGUCAUUGUAAUUUGGAAGAACUUGCGAAACUUGUGGAAUUUUAUCCGCCGAUCAGCUGCAAUUUGAAUCCGGUAGCAGUGGUCAUCAUAAUCUGCGUGAUGCAAGAUGAUAUUCGGCAAGCAAUGCUCGCGUCGCUUCCGCCAUGUCUCCAACUAUUGUCGAAAUACACUUUGAAGAACGCGAACAUUCAUCGAAUUCAGCCUACAGUAAGCAUAAAGAAAAGCAGUGGAAUAUUCAAAUGA